AUGCAUGAGGAGUAUGAGGCUGAAGUGCAAGAGCGUCGACAACAAGAGCAUGCUGUCAGAGAUGGAUCCCGACAGCUACAUGACCUUCGACACCAGCUACUGCCGCCAUGUCGCCAAGCGCAGGGGCUCUUCCGCUCCGACACCACGCUCCUCACGGACGCGGCCAUCAAGGAAUACGUCCAACGCGUCGCUGCCGGCAAAUUCGAGGACGCGUUCUUCAGGGAUUUCAGGGAGUCCAUGAUCAAGAUGGCCAACGUCGGCAUGCUCACCGGUGGCGGCGGAGAAAUCAGGAAGAAAUGCUACGUCCUCAACUAG
Molecule: messenger RNA, 315 nt
Organism: Triticum dicoccoides
Lineage: Eukaryota; Viridiplantae; Streptophyta; Magnoliopsida; Poales; Poaceae
Product: peroxidase 1-like
Exons: 1
Coding region: 1-315 (104 amino acids)
Biological process (GO): response to oxidative stress
Molecular function (GO): heme binding; peroxidase activity
Source: RefSeq, a predicted model, not a curated record